GGGCCGGGGUCCAGUGUGAACUGAGUCCCUGAGCUACCCAGAGGGAGAGGGAGAGGCCCUGAGGCUGUGAGCAGGGUGUGCAUCAGCUCGGGAGGUGGAGACUGUCCCCUGAGGGGGAAGGGGCUGGAGCAGGCGGAGGGCCCCACAGUCAGGGAGAUUUGGAGAUGCGGGCGAUGGACAGCCACAGGCUUUGGGCCAAAGGGUCGUGCCUGGGCCCCACCUGACCCGCCUCCAUCAGCAAGGGGCACAAAUGGAAAGGUGAGAGGACAGAGGAAGGCAGGCUCAGCGGAGGCCCAGGGGGAAGGAGUGGAGACCUGCCCCACCCCUCCACAGCCUAAUAAAGGCCCCGGCCAGGCCAGGCUCACUCACCUCACUUGUUCCUCACUGGUCCAGGUAGGUCCUUGCUCACUUCCCCGGAAGGAUUUGCAGAGGGACAUGAGGUGUCACUGAUCAUCCCAUCCCCGCUUCUGCCUCCAGAGACCCCUCACCAGCCAUGAGGCUCGUCCUGUUACUCCCAGUCCUGUUGGUGGCUCUGUGGAUGGUGUGUGAAGGACCAUCCUGGGUCCAGGCGGUCCCUGAGCCAGCCGGCAUCUUGGAUGCCCUCCCGGACACUGUGAAGAAGAUUGCACACACCCUGGGGAACAAGGACCAGGGAGUCCCUGACAAGCUGAAAAAGAAGGACUCUGCUUCAGUCACCCGGAAAGUGGCGGCAAAUACAACCAAAAAUAUUCCAGUUAAAAUAGAUCUCAUUCCCGUCCACAGAAGCAGGUUGCCCCUCUUACCCUUCAAUCCUAGCCGCAUCCACCUGCCGCCCCUCCAACCAAGCAGGAUCCAUUCGCGACGCCCCCACCCAAGCAGGAUCCACCCGCCACGCCUCCACUCAAGCAGGAUCUACCCGCUAUGUCCCCACUCAGGCUGGAUACACCCCUUGUUUCCAGGGCUGUGUCCCAGACAGAGGCCCAGACAAAGGCUCUGAAAUUUCCCACAUCACCAGCCUCUGUGUCGAAGACUUCCCACAUGACAUCCCUCGUCCCCGACACCCCCCACCCGCAAUAAAAAUCCUGUAGAGAA
Molecule: messenger RNA, 1071 nt
Organism: Equus caballus (horse)
Lineage: Eukaryota; Metazoa; Chordata; Mammalia; Perissodactyla; Equidae
Source: RefSeq, a predicted model, not a curated record